This is a messenger RNA of Lytechinus variegatus (green sea urchin), 717 nucleotides long. RefSeq lists its product as uncharacterized. The coding region runs from base 86 to 394 and encodes 102 amino acids. Lineage: Eukaryota; Metazoa; Echinodermata; Echinoidea; Temnopleuroida; Toxopneustidae. The transcript has 3 exons. The record is from RefSeq and is a predicted model, not a curated record.
CUCAAUCGAAUUGCAAUAGUGAAGAUCGAACACAAACAGAAAAAAACACAAGCUGACAAACAGACAAACUAAGGUUAUUUGAUUAAUGAUCAUGGAGUUACCCAAGUCGUUCCGUCUAGAUAAUGGAGACUUAGUUCAGCAGAUUGGUCUGCUAGCAUGGCUACAUAAAGGAGAUGAUGCAAAGUCACUGUACAAAACCAUCACAGGCGUUCGGGUUGGACAUGAACUGUGGCACAGACUCAGCGGACAGGAUGAAAUUGAAGCAUAUCGGGCGGAAACAAUUGGUGCAAUAGUAGACUACGUCAAGAAACACCCCAAGGCCAGCAAGGAUGAGCUAGCAAAAGAAGUUGCCAAACAGCUCCAAAUAUUUGCUAGUAAAAUAGAUGCCAUGUAGUCAGAAUAAUUUUUAUUUCCUGUAUAUAUGAUAUGUAUAAAUUCACUUAUAUUUAACCUUUUGUAAAGUAGAUUCAGUUCUUAAAUAUUUCAAGGUACAUACCAGCAGAGUAUCCAGCCAGAUUAAUACAAUGAUUUAGAGCGAGCAGAGUAUCGUGUGAGAAACAAUGCUGGCCCUAAACUUGUAUCCAAUCCGGCUGGAUCCGCCCUAAAACUGUUAGUGUGUGAGUAUUGCCACCUUUACUAUCCCCCACACCUCACUUCUCUUGAUGGCUAUUUCAUACACAUAAAAAAUCUGUUAACACAAAGAAAGUAAAAGGUAAA